Molecule: messenger RNA, 5050 nt
Organism: Rattus norvegicus (Norway rat)
Lineage: Eukaryota; Metazoa; Chordata; Mammalia; Rodentia; Muridae
Gene: Ift46
Product: intraflagellar transport 46
Biological process (GO): intraciliary transport
Cellular component (GO): cilium; plasma membrane bounded cell projection
Source: RefSeq, a predicted model, not a curated record
UUCUUUUCUUUUUUUUUUUUUUUUUGGAGCUGGGGACCGAACCCAGGGCCUUGCGCUUGCUAGGCAAGCGCUCUACCACUGAGCUAAAUCCCCAACCCCUUUUCUAUGUAUUUUUAUGUGAGUACAUUGUAGCUGUCUUCAGACACACCAGAAGAAGGCAUCUGAUCCCAUUACAGAUAUUCUGUGAGUCACUAUGUGGUUGCUGGGAAUUAAAACUCAGGACCUCUAGAAGUGGAAUCAGUCCUCUUAACCACUGUGCCACAUCACCAGUCCUUGAAAUUUUAUAUUCUUUGAAGAAAACAGGUUCAGAUCCCAGCACCCACUUGGCAGGCAGCUCACUACCAUUUCUAACUCCAGUUCGACGGUACUCCCAUAUUCUCUUCUGGCUUCUGCAAGCACCAGGCACAUAUGUCAUGGUACAUAUAUAUACAUCCAGGCAAAACACUAAUACACAGAAAAUAAAUCUUUAAAAAAGAACUGGAGAGUUUGCCUUGCUCUACUAAAGAAACAAAUGUUAUUUUAAAAGAGGGGGUGGGAGUGAGCAGGCUGGGAAAACGGCUAGCUCUCGAUAAACAUGAGGACCUGGAUCUGAACCCUAUCACCUACAUAAAAAGCCAGACAUGCAGUCAUGGCUGCAAGUGCCUAUAACCUCAGUAUUGGAGGUCAGAGACAGGUAACUCCCGAGAGCUCACUGGCCAGCCAGCAUAGCUCAAAAAGCAAGCUUCUGGUUCAAUGUAGCAGAGAGCCAGAGAAGAUGCCCAAACCUACACCACACGCCCAUACCCCUGAACCCCACCACACACACAAUCCGUAAAGGUAUUUGCCAUCAUAGUAAGUCUAUUUACUAUCUUCUUAAUAAACAAGAACAAUGUUCUGUAGAUAAGCAAAUCUUAGAAAUGGGUGGUAUCACAGGACUGAUUAUCAAGCUUAUUCAAGCAUAAGAUUAGUUUUAAAAAUGCUUGACAAAUGUUAAGAAAAUUAAGAUUACAGAAAACUAAAGAAAAAGGACAAAUCAGAAGACGCUUUUCAGCUACUAUGGCCAAGUCUGUCAGGAAACCAAGACAAGAUAUUGUGAGUUCCAGGCCCACCUGGACGAAAUAGAGAUCUUCUGGUUAAAGAAAAGGAGGUGAUAUUUUCUCUUGGAUAUUUUGCAUUGACAAUUCAGUAAAACCAAAGAAAAUUUAUUUUUCAAAACAAUGUUUAUGGACCUGUAACUUACUCUGAAAUAUAUGUUAAAAAAGAUAGAUAGGGGCUAGAGAUGGCUCAGUGGUUAAGAGCACUGACUGCUCUUCCAGAGGUCUGAGUUUAAUUCCCAGCAACCACAUGGUGGCUCACAACCAUCUGUAAUGGGAUCUGGUGCCCUCUUCUGGUGUGUCUGAAGACAGCUACUGUGAACUCAUAAAUUGAAUAAAUCUUAAAAAAAAAAAAAAAGAUAGAUAGGAAUGGAUGAUUAGGUAUGUGAUAAAAUAAAAUAAUUAUAGUGAAAUGUUAAGAGAAACUAGUUGGUAGUUACAGGACUGUUCCCUAUAGGGUUGUUUGAAAUUUUUUAUCAUUUUUUUUUCUUUUCUUUUUUUUCGGAGCUGGGGACCGAACCCAGGGCCUUGCGCUUGCUAGGCAAGCGCUCUACCACUGAGCUAAAUCCCCAAUCCUUGAAAUUUUUUAAAUAUUGGAAAAUCUUGUAUUAAAAUGUUGAGGAAAAACUACUAGAAAAUUUGAUGCAACUUUAUAUCACCCUACUUGAUAUAACUCUAUGGUACAGUGAUAUAUCUGUAAUUAAAUAGGGCCCAAACACAUGCAGAAGUAAUACCAAGCAAGUCUUUGAUUUGACAGAGUAGAAUAUACUGAGGUAAUUGUUCUCCACAACACAGAAGUCUGUGGGUAUCUGGAUCAUGCUAAUUCAGAUAUAGGACACAGCUAUAUGACUAUGUAUUCACAUCAAAAAGACAAGCAAAAAUAUAUGUAUGCACAAAUACAAAAGUAUACCACAUAUGCACACACACAUGUAUACGUAUACACACAUUACCAUGGAACAUCUAGAGCUUUACUGUUUCUCAAUUAUCCUUCAUUUUGUUUUGAGAUAGGGUUUCUGUGUAGCCCUGGCUAUCCUGGAAUUCAAUCUGUAGACCAAGGUGGCCUUGAACUCAAAUAUCUGCCUGCCACUGCCUCUCUAGUGCUGGGAUUAAAUACAUCUACCACCAUGUCUGGUACAUUCCUCAAUUAUCAACCAAUUUAAAAUAUUAAAAGUUCCAAGAACAUUCUAACAAGCAAGAUUUUGGUGAAGAUUAUCUGGAUUUUUGUUUCCAUAAGGUUCUAAUGCUAAUAUUAAAACUACACACUCUAAACUAUGAACACUCCCUAAAAUGUAAGAGUAGUGUACACACCUUUGAUUCCAGUGAUAGGAAGGCAGAACUUAGCCUGGUCAAUAUAGUGAGUUUCAGGACAGCCAGGUCAGCACAGUGAGAAACCUUUUCUCUAGAAACUAAAAUAAUGGGGGUUGGAGAGAUGGCUCAGCAGUUAAGAGUAUUUCUUGUUCUUGCAUAGGACCUAGAAUCACUGCACCACUGGGAGGCUGACAAGUGUCCAUAACUCCAGUUCUAGGGGAUCCAAUAUCAUCUUCAGGUGUUGUACAGACACACAAGUAGGCAAAACAAUUCAUAUACAUGAAAAAUCUUAAAAUAGAAAAGAAAAAACCCAUACAACCAUAACAACAACAAAAUCAACCUGUGGAUUUGGGGCUCAGAGUUGGUAUAAGAAGCUUUGGAAAUUUUAUGUCUAAUACCAAAUUUUGGGAGGCAAAUCUACUUGAUGUAAUUUAUACACCUGGGGCUGGAAAAGAAACUUUCAGUGCUUUAAACACCAAACAUGAAUCUCUCCUCUAAUCAAGUUUUUCUCAAAAGAGUUGUUGGUAGAACUUACUAGGACAAGUACCAAAUGAGUCACGUUACUUAGGUAUGCUUUCAAAGCACCUUAAAAAAAUUCUUCAAGAGAUAAAUUACUAGAUCGAUGGAAAACUGAGAAUCUCUUCUUUUUCACGAAUAUUCAGAUUUUAGUUGAUAAAGGAGGAUCUGGUAGAGUCAAUUCUGCUUUCUCCCAUUCUCACCUACAAUAAUUUCCCUAUUUGUUCCUCUCUGUAACAGACGAGUACAUAAAGAAAAAGGCUCCGAUGGCACCUAGCGAGUCCCCAAGCACAGCCCACCUCUCCUACUCCACACAACACCUGUGAUUACAAUAUGCCGUGCUCAUGUCACUCCACCUAAACAGUAGGUUCCUUAAAGACAGAACCCCUGUGUUGUCGCUCUGUUUCUCUCUGUUCUAUGUACACUCUGCACCAGCCUCGCUGCCAAAGACACACGUACGCGUUACCCUAGUACAGGCUAGCUACAGGGACACCGGGGUCCUACAAACGGGCGUCUGAAGUUACUAUUUCCGUAAUGCCUCUACUUCCCCCUUUCAAUUAAGAAAAACAAGAAAAAGAAGAAGAAAAAUGCUUUGAGAUGACGUGGUGACAGGAGGACGAGAAGCUACGGACAGGCCCAGUCUUGCGGACCCGGGGCUGGCAAGGAACCGGCGGGAUGUGAGGGCGGAAGGCCCACGCGACAACCACCACCCUGGAACACCAAUCUUGCAGAUUUGGUUUUCCCCUGCUUCAAAAAUGAAAGAAGAGAAAUGUAUGUUCACAAGUAUCCUUGGUAAGGAGAGCCUUAGAGGCCAUAUAAGACCAAAAUUGUUGAGAACCAGACAUAUGAUGAGCGUCUAGAGAUUAACGACUCGGAAGAGGUUGCCAGUAUUAGCACUCCAACCCCAGGACAUCAAGGCCCUCCUUUUUCUGCCGCUCUUCCCAGCAAGGUGAUGGCUGAUAACAGCAGUGAUGAGUACGAGGAGGACAACAAGGAGAAGAAGAAGCCCUCACAGCUGACCCCUCAGCAAGGCUUCAGUGAGAAUGAUGACGACGAUGACGAUGACUCCUCUGAGACCGACUCUGAUGACGAUGACGACGACGAGGAGCAUGGAGCACCCCUGGAAGGGGCCUAUGAUCCUGCGGACUAUGAGCAUCUGCCAGUCUCGGCUGAGAUCAAGGAGCUCUUUGAGUACAUUAGCCGGUACACACCUCAGUUGAUUGAUCUGGACCACAAACUGAAACCUUUCAUUCCUGAUUUUAUCCCAGCUGUUGGGGAUAUCGAUGCAUUUUUAAAGGUGCCGCGUCCUGAUGGAAAGCCUGACCACCUGGGCCUCUUGGUUUUAGAUGAACCGUCUACCAAGCAGUCGGACCCUACCGUGCUUUCCCUGUGGUUAACAGAGAAUUCCAAGCAGCAUAACAUUACGCAACAUAUGAAAGUAAAGAGCCUAGAGGAUGCAGAAAAGAAUCCCAAAGCCAUUGACACCUGGAUUGAGAGCAUCUCUGAGUUACACCGUUCCAAGCCCCCUGCGACUGUGCACUACACCAGGCCCAUGCCUGACAUUGACACUCUGAUGCAGGAGUGGUCCCCUGAGUUUGAAGAGCUCCUGGGAAAGGUGAGUCUGCCCACUGUCGAGAUCGAUUGCAGCCUGGCUGAGUACAUUGACAUGAUCUGUGCCAUCCUGGACAUUCCUUUCUACAAGAGCCGGAUUCAGUCCCUCCACCUGCUCUUUUCCCUCUACUCAGAAUUCAAGAAUUCCCAGCAUUUUAAAGCUCUUGCUGAAGGCAAGAAAACAUUCACUCCUCCAUCCAACUCUGCCUCCCAGGCUGGAGAUGCGGAGACACUGAGUUUCCUCUGAGCCUCCUCUUGGGGCUGUGCUUCAAAGUCAGGUGAACAUGGUCUCUGUUGGCAGCUUAACAUCUCCCUGCUCCACAGUUGGGCCCUGGCCACACAAGUCCUGCUGCCUUGUCUUUGAGAGCAGGGCACACCUGGGCUACACCUGCCUCCCUUUGCCUUUCCCGAGGAAGGAUGUGUCCACACUGCUGUGGGCAGCUGAGUUGGAAGAACUGGGACUCCGAGAGCCUCAGAACUUCCAGAGACACACAGACUGUUCUGUCAGGUUAUGAUGGAAUAUAUAUUGGUUUUCACCCAUG